Ochotona curzoniae (black-lipped pika) is the source of this 1188-nucleotide messenger RNA. It is a transcript of the gene RPTN, whose product is annotated as repetin. Bases 1 to 1188 code for a protein of 395 amino acids. Lineage: Eukaryota; Metazoa; Chordata; Mammalia; Lagomorpha; Ochotonidae. The record is from RefSeq and is a predicted model, not a curated record. The transcript is spliced from 3 exons. Gene Ontology annotation, molecular function: calcium ion binding; transition metal ion binding.
AUGGCUGAACUCCUGAACAGCAUACUCAAUGUGACCAAAGUGUUCCAGAAAUACGCCCAAGAGAAUGGGGACUGUGCCUCACUAUGCAAGAAAGAGUUAAAGCAACUACUCUACGCUGAGUUCGGAGAUAUCCUUCGGAGACCAAAAGACCCACAGACAGUGGAUAACAUUUUGAAUCUCUUAGAUCAAGACAGAAAUGGUCAAGUUGAUUUUCAUGAAUAUCUGCUAUUGGUGUUCCAAUUGGCUGAAGCCUGUCAUCGUAAACUUGGCAAUGAUUCGUGUGAAAAUAAAGGCUGCCAGCAAAAAAGGAGACAGGAAAGAAACCAAGAUCGUCAUUUUCCAGAAAACACAGGCAAACAACACAGUCAACAACAUGAGUGGGAAAGGCAGAACUCCUACCAGAGUCCAUCUGAGAGACAAAAAAAGGAGUCCCACUACAGUCAGUCUGACAGACAGGGCCAGGACUCUCACUGUGAUCAGUCAGAGAAGCAAAACAGAGACUCCUUCCAUGGUCAGCCUGAGGGACAGGACCAGGAGUUCCCCUAUGGUCAGUGUGAGAGCCAAGACAGGGACUUCCAUCAUGGGCAGUCAAGGAGACAAGACAAGAAUUACAGCUUUGAUCAAGGUGAAGACUCUAGCUCAGGUCAAAAAAUGAACCAUAAAUCUAGCCAUGGCCAACAUAAAUUGCAAAGAAAUAUUAAUGCCUCAAAUCAGUGUGAGAAACCAGCUCAAGACUCUCAUGGGCAGUUAAAUCCAGCCAUUUUGGGACAACAAUCCAGCCAUCUUGGAAGCUUCAGACCAAAUUCUAGCUCUUGCCAGAAUCAAUGGGAUUCACGCUCCAGGAGGCUGGGUAAAGAAACAGACAGUUAUCAAAGACACAAGCUAGGAUUAGAUUCUCAACAUGACCAGAGAGACAAUCAGGGUCAGAGUUUACACUACAGUCAGACAGACACACAGAGUACCUGCCACGGUCAGACAGACACACAGACAGAUACACAGGGACACAGUACUCACCACAGUCAGACAGACACACGAGGAUACGGUACCCACCAUGGUCAGACAGACACACGGGGACAGAGUGCCUGCCACGGUCAGACAGACGCAUGGGGACAGAGUGCCCGCCACAGUCAGACAGACACACAGGGACAGAGUGCCCGCCACAGUCAGACAGACACACGGGGACACUGA